CAAGCUUAUUAUUCACACUCACGCCCUCUUCUUCAUCGCCAUCAAAAUCACAAUCAGCAUCACAGACCUUAAUUUUAAUCGCCAAAGAAAGCAAAGAAAGAAAACAGAGGAAGAAGAAGAAGAAGCAGUUUGCCCUAGAUUCCCUAUAGAACUAUUCGCUCUCUCCAAAGACUUGAUAAAAACAACUACAAACUUGUGAGAAAGAUAUUCUAUGGUUCAUCUGAUGAAGAUUUUGGACUAUACAGGGUGGCUAUUUUUAUUGAGUUUCUGUGUUUUGUUGAUCAUAAAUGGGUAAUCGUGGACAAAAGCGUACUGAAAUGGUUGAUGAAUUGCCAGCUGAUAAGAGGGCGUGUAGUUCAUUGGAUUUUAGACCCAGUUCAUCCAACUCCUCAGUUCAGACCCAUAUGAACUCCACACAUUCAAUACAUGAAACCCAUGACAAUGAUAUGGACACUUCCUCUUCUGCUUCGGCUUCAAGCCGAUCAGAGGGGGAACCCGAGAGGGAUUCAGCAUAUGGGUCUUGUGAUUCUGAUGACGCGGGGCAGAGGCGUAACAAUCUUCGCGACUAUCGCGAUUAUCAGAGGCAGAGAUCUUCCGGUGAUCAUGGGAAAUUCAAGAGGAUUUUAACAAGUUUGAGUGAAGAAUCCGAGCCUUCAGGGCAACUGGCUGCGCUUACUGAGUUGUGUGAAGUGUUGUCGUUUUGUACAGAGGAUUCACUUUCAAGCAUGAUUUCCGACUCAUUAGCUCCACUUCUUGUAAAAUAUGCAAAGCACGAGAGUAAUCCGGAUAUAAUGUUGCUGGCUAUAAGGGCUAUAACUUAUAUUUGUGAUGUGUAUCCUCGGUCAUCUAAUUUCUUAAUUAGGCAUGAUGCAGUUCCUGCUCUUUGUCGAUUAAUGGCUUUUGAGUACGUGGAUGUUGCUGAACAGUGUCUGCAAGCUUUGGAGAAGAUAUCGCGGGAGCAACCACUUGCUUGCUUACAGGCUGGGGCAAUUAUGGCUGUCCUAAAUUUUAUCGAAUUCUUCCCAACAAGUGUACAGAGAGUUGCUUUAUCCACUGUGGUGAACAUAUGUAAGAAACUUCCUUCAGAAUCUCCUUCACGUUUUAUGGAAGCUGUUCCCAUACUGUGCAAUCUUCUUCAGCAUGAGGAUAGACAGCUUGUCGAAUAUGUUGCUAUUUGCUUGAUUAAAAUAGUGGAGCAAGUAAGUCAGUCUUCCGAGAUGCUGGAUGAACUUUGUAAGAAUGCGCUGAUUGGUCAAAUUGUACAUCUUCUAGACUUGAAUAGCCGAACAACUGUAUCCCGACCUAUUUAUAAUGGUUUGAUUGGGAUACUUGUCAAACUUUCUUCUGGUUCAAUUGUAGCCUUCAAAGCUCUAUAUGAGCUCAAUAUAAGCAGCAUAUUGAAGGAUAUAUUAUCCACUUAUGACCUCUCACAUGGAAUGUCUUCUCCUCAUACAGUGGAUGGACAAUGCAACCAGGUAUAUGAAGUUCUGAAGUUGCUUAAUGAGCUUCUACCUACUUCAGCCAGAGAUCUAGAUGCUCAACAAGUGUCAGAUAAGGAAGCUUUCUUAGUUAACUGCCCCAGUCUUCUGCAAAAAUUUGGGAUGGAUGUACUUCCCUUGUUGAUCCAGGUGGUUAAUUCUGGUGCAAAUUUAUAUGUUUGCUAUGGCUGCCUAUCUGUUGUCAACAAGUUAGUUUAUUUGAGCAAAUCUGACAUGCUUCUUGAAUUGCUGAAGAAUGCCAACAUUUCAAGCUUUUUGGCUGGAGUAUUCACUAGAAAGGAUCAGCAUGUGCUAUUGGUAGCCCUACAGAUUGCUGAGAUGAUCCUGCAGAAGCUUUCUGAUAUUUUCCUGAAUUCCUUCAUCAAGGAAGGUAUCUUCUUUGCUAUUGAUGCACUGCUAACACAAGAAAACUGUUCUCAGUUGAUGUUUCCAGUGUUCAGUGGCAUCCAGCUACCGUUUGAAUCAAGUCAGAAAUUAGCUUCAAAGGAGGUCCUGAGAUGCUUAUGUUAUGCUUUUGCUACUGGUCAAUCUGCUACAGCAUCAGAAACUGGUAGUUGCAAGCUUGAAAAGGAUUCUGUUCACAAUCUCGCAAAGCACAUAAAGACUAAUUACUUUGCACCAAAAUUAUAUGACUCUGAGAAAGGCGUGACUGAUAUUCUUCAAAAGCUCAGAACUUUGUCUACUACUUUAAGUGAUUUGGUUAACAUGACAAUCAGUAAUGAUGUUCCUGCUCAGCCUGAAGAGAGGUUUUAUUGUAUAUUGCAUCAAAUUAUGGCUAAUCUUAAUGGAAGGGAAACCAUUUCCACUUUUGAAUUUAUUGAAAGUGGGAUUAUGAGAUCACUACUGAAUUACCUAUCCAAUAGCCAGUACCUAAGGGAAAAGUGUGAGGGUCAGGGUGUAAAUGGUCAUUUCUUUGUUGUAGAAAAGCGGUUUGAGAUGUUUGCAAGGCUGUUCUUGUCUUCUUCAGAACCCCAUUCUGUGGACUUGCCCCUAGUGGUGCUGAUACAAAAAUUACAGAGUGCACUAUCUUCUUUGGAGAAUUUCCCGGUUAUUUUGAGCCAUGGAUCCAAGCAAAGGAACUCUUAUGCCAUGAUUCCAAGUGGACGCCGCACACUACAUCCAUGUCUAAAAGUUCGUUUUGUGCGAGGAGAUGUAGAGACAUGCCUUUGUGACUAUUCUGAAGAUGUUCAAACUGUUGAUCCUUUUUGCUCUUUGGAUGCCAUUGAAGGAUAUCUGUGGCCUAAAGUUAGCAUUAAAAGAAAUGAGCACAUUGAGUCAUCCAGUUGUGCUAUGGGCCAGACAGAUAGUCUACCACCUGAUUUACCAUCAAAUGCAAGUGCUGGCCCAGGAGAAAGUUUACCUCACAUGGAACAUGACAGUAUGUCCACAGAUUUGCCUAAUAUGCAGGAAGAUGAUGCUAAAUUGUCUCAGUCUGCACCUGAAGAAGCAGUCACUGAGCCUGUGGAGCAAGAAUUACACAUUCCUUCAGACCCAGACACCAAUAAGGAAAUUCAGCAUCCUGCCUCUUCUAGCGAUGAAGAUGCUUCACCAAAACUGGUGUUUUACCUUGAAGAGCAACAGCUGGAUAGAACACUGACACUAUACCAAACAAUUCUCCACCAACAAAUAAAAGAAAAUGAAUUUAUAACUUGUUCAAAAUUGUGGAGUCAAGUGUACACUUUAACAUAUAAAAGAGCUGUGGAACCUAUCCAAAAUAAUUCUCAAGAAUGUAUUCUGUCAGAAAAAAAUUUCUUUGUUCCAGAUAAUGUCAGGGCAUAUAUGCAAUACACUCCAUUUUUCUCUAGCAUGUUUGCUUGUGAACUCACUUCUGACUUGGAGAGGUCAAGUUCUACUUACGAUAUACUAUUUCUGCUCAAAAGCUUGGAAGGCUUGGCCCGAAAUGCAUUUCAUCUGAUGUCCCGUGAAAGAGUAUGUGCUUUUGCUGAAGGAAAAAUUGAUAACUUGGAUGGUCUAAAGGUAGUAGUUCCUUCAGUGCCACAGAAUGAGUUUGUAAGCAAUAAAUUGACAGAAAAACUAGAACAGCAGAUGCGGGACUCUUUGUCUUUGUCCACUGGUGGUAUGCCUUCUUGGUGUAAACAGUUAAUGGCUUCUUGUCCUUUUCUAUUUAGUUUUGAGGCAAGAUGUAAGUACUUCCGGUUGGCAGCAUUUGGUCAACUGCAAAUUCAAUCUCAUCAACUGUCUCAUAGUAAUUCAGGGCCCACUAGCGACAGGCGGCCCAGCUCUAGCAGUUUGCCACGUAAGAAGUUUUUAGUUUUCCGCAACCAGAUUCUGGACUCUGCAGCCCAAAUGAUGGACCUGCAUGCGCGUCAUAAAGUGCUUAUUGAAGUGGAAUAUAAUGAAGAAGUUGGUACUGGUCUUGGUCCGACAUUGGAAUUCUAUACCCUGGUCAGUCAUGAGUUCCAGAAGUCUGGCCUAGUUAUGUGGAGGGGGGAUCAUAGUUCAUUUGCCCCCAGGACAAGCUUACAGGCUGAGGAUAUGGCAAUUCUGAUGUCACCUUCUGGACUUUUCCCAUGUCCAUGGCCAUCUAGUUUAAAUACAUCUGAUGAUCGGUUUUCUGAAGUUCUGAAAAAGUUUGUCCUUUUGGGCCAAGUGGUUGCAAAGUCUCUUCAAGAUGGAAGGGUCUUGGAUCUUCAUUUCUCUAAAGCCUUUUAUAAACUCAUUAUUGGCCAGGAACUUACUCUCUAUGACAUCCAGUCAUUUGAUCCUGAGCUUGGUAGGACAUUGCUAGAGUUUCAGGCUCUUGUUAAUAGGAAAAAGUUUUUGGAAUCUGUCUGCAAAGAAAAUUCACCACCUGAAUUUGAUUCAUGCUUUCGGAAUACCAGAAUUGAAGAUCUUUUCCUUGAUUUUACUCUCCCUGGGUAUCCUGACUAUGUACUUACUUCUGGCGCUGAUCAUAAAAUGGUUAAUAUGAGUAACUUGGAGGAAUAUAUCUCGCUUGUUGUGGAUGCAACUAUAAACAGUGGAAUUUCUAGACAAGUAGAAGCUUUUAAAUCCGGAUUUAACCAGGUUUUCCCUAUUGAACAUCUUCAGAUUUUUACUGAAAAGGAACUAGAGCGUUUACUAUGUGGAGAAUAUGAUUCUUGGGCUUUCAACGAGCUCCUGGAUCAUAUCAAGUUUGAUCAUGGAUACACAUCCAGCAGUCCUCCAGUAGUUAAUUUGCUGGAAAUCAUACAAGAGUUUGACCAUGGACAGCGACGAGCAUUUCUGCAGUUUGUGACUGGGGCACCUAGGCUUCCCCCGGGAGGUUUGGCGUCUCUCAAUCCAAAGUUGACAAUUGUUCGAAAACAUUGUGGCAACUGGGCUGACAUUGACCUACCUAGUGUGAUGACUUGUGCAAAUUAUCUUAAGCUGCCAGCUUACUCUUCAAAAGAGAAGAUGAGGGAGAAGCUCUUAUAUGCCAUAACAGAAGGACAAGGAUCAUUCCACUUAUCAUAGCGUCAGAUAUCGCUGUCCAACAGGUGCUCAAUUGUGAAAUUGUAAUUAUUAGAGUAGGUGUUGGUGGUGUAGAUAAAAGACUGGCUGGUUAAGGAGGAGCUGAUUGUUGAGGAGGAGCUGAUUGUUUGGAACAAAAGGAAGCUCCUUUCUUUGCUGACUAUAAUUGGUGGGAUAUGUAAAUAACCUGUAAUUACAGGUGGUUUAUCUAUUUCAUGUUGGGAAGCUGUACAGGAAAAGAAGGGGAAUUUCAGAUAGAUGGGUUGCACUUCCAACAUUUCAUGUAUAAAGCUGUGUAUAUAGAUUUUUAUCAUUAUAUAUAGUUGCUCUUUUGUUCCUGCUGCAAUAAUA
Molecule: messenger RNA, 5303 nt
Organism: Quercus lobata
Lineage: Eukaryota; Viridiplantae; Streptophyta; Magnoliopsida; Fagales; Fagaceae
Gene: UPL4
Product: ubiquitin-protein ligase 4
Exons: 18
Coding region: 288-4955 (1555 amino acids)
Biological process (GO): protein polyubiquitination; proteasome-mediated ubiquitin-dependent protein catabolic process
Molecular function (GO): ubiquitin protein ligase activity
Source: RefSeq, a predicted model, not a curated record